This is a messenger RNA of Phycodurus eques (leafy seadragon), 300 nucleotides long. RefSeq names its product S100 calcium binding protein Z (gene s100z). Gene Ontology annotation, molecular function: calcium ion binding. Gene Ontology annotation, cellular component: cytoplasm. Bases 1 to 300 code for a protein of 99 amino acids. The record is from RefSeq and is a predicted model, not a curated record. The transcript has 2 exons. Lineage: Eukaryota; Metazoa; Chordata; Actinopteri; Syngnathiformes; Syngnathidae.
AUGCCGAGCCAGCUGGAGGGCGCCAUGGACGCGCUGAUCGCCGUCUUCUACAACUACUCGGGCCACGACGGGGACAAGUACAAACUGAACAAGGGCGAGCUCAAGCAACUGCUGCACACCGAGCUCACUGACUUCCUCACGUCGCAGAAGGACCCGCUACUGGUCGAGAAGAUCAUGAGCGACCUGGACUCCAACAAAGACAACGAGGUGGACUUUAACGAGUUUGUGGUGCUGGUGGCGGCGCUCACCGUCGCCUGCAACGACUUCUUCCAGGAGCAGAAGAAGAAGGCGACCAAGUAG